CUUGAAAAGCUUUUGCUUUCUUCUUCAGAUGAAGAAUCGAUUGAUGACGAUGGUGAAAAUUUUCGCUCUCUAAUUAAAAUGUUGUAUGAUAAAUUCAACGAUAAAGAAACUGAUAAGUCUUUGAAAAUACAAAUUUUAACAUUAUUACCUGUAAAAUGGAGUGAGAGACGUAUUUGUGAAACUAUGAAUACAUCAAGACAUUUGUCAAGAGUAGCAAAAAAUUGGUUGAAGAAACGGGUUUACUUUCUACACCUGAAUCGAAAUUAGGUAUGGGUAGCGUAAAAUCGAUGUUUUAAAUACACUUGAAAACUAAAUUACUCAACAUUUUUGUAUAGGGAGGACAAUUACUGAUCAGGUAAAAUUAAAAGUUGAAAAUUUUUACAACGAUGAUGAGUAUAGUGCUCAAAUGCCCGGUAUGAAAGACUUUGUAUCAAUUCGAAGUGAUGAUGGUAAUCGGAUACACGUCCAAAAAGACUUAUCCUGUCUAACUUAAAAGAAUUAUACCAAUGUUUCUGUGAAAUAAAUCCUGCUGAGAGAAUUGGAUUUUCAAAAUUCGCUUCUUUGCGACCAAAACAUUGUGUGUUAGCAGGGGCAAGUGGAACACACACCAUCUGCGUGUGUACGAUUCAUCAAAACGUGAAGUUAAUGAUGCUUGGUGCAAAUAUUUAUUCUUUGACAAGGAACACAGAAAAGCCCAUUAAACACUACAGCGAUUACUUGAGCAUGAUUAUAUGUGAAAAUCCAUCUUUUCAGUGUUAUUUAGGUGGAUGUAAAAACUGUCCUGGGGUCGAUGAGUUGAGUAAAAUUUUACUGAAAUGUUUUGAGGACCGGGAAAUCGAGAAUAUUACAUAUAAAUAUUGGAUAUCAAAACCGAGAAGUAGUUUAGAAACUAUUAUUAAGCCUACAGAAGAAUUUGUGGAAAAAUUUUGUAGUGAGUUAGAAAUUCUUCUACCUCAUUCGUUCAUUGCUAAGGAGCAAGCCCAAUUCUUGAAGACAUUGAAAGAAACAUUGAAACCAAACGAAUACGUUAUUAUUUGUGAUUUUGCAGAAAAUUAUGCCUUCGUAGUACAAAAUGCGGCAGCUGGUUUUCACUGGAAUAAUAAUCAGGCAACAGUUUUUCCAGUCGUUAUUUAUUAUAAAGUAAAUAACAAACUUGAACACAAAAGUUUAGUAAUUAUCUCAGAUUCUAACAAACAUGAUGCCGAUGCUGUUCAUGUUUUCAUCGAAAUAAUAACUGAUUACGUGAAAAGUCUUCCUGAACGUUGUAACAAGAUUUAUUAUUUUUCUGAUGGAGCUCCUCAACAAUUUAAAAACUUUAAAAACUUUGUAAAUUUAUAUUACCACGAAGAUGAUUUUGAUAUUCCUGCUGAAUGGCAUUUUUUGCGACUGCCCAUGGGAAAGGUCCGUGUGAUGGAAUCGGUGGUAUUCUCAAACGACUUGCAGCGAGAGCAAGUCUCCAACUCGCGGUAGACAAACAAAUAACGACACCAGAAGAACUUUUUGAAUGGGCUUCUGCACCGGAUAACUUGCCGAAUAUUAUAGUGAAGUUUUCCCCAGAAGAAGAUUAUGACACAGCAGUAAAUGAUUUAAAUGAUCGAUUUUUGAAAACGAAACCGAUUACAGGAACUCAACAACUACAUUGUAUAAUUCCGGACAAAAAUGGUUGUUUACUAGUUAAAAACUUUUCGAAUUCGAAUGAACACAGAAUUUGUAAAAUAUUUAAACGACAGAGAGAAAAGUAAUUAAUUUUAGCUGCAUCAAUUAUUGAUCUUACUAAUUACAGUCAUCGAUGAAGCCUCUAAAUUGUGAAUGUAAUGCCGUAAAAUCGUUGAAUUGUAUUUAUCUCAUUAUAUAAAUAAAAUUUAUGAAAAAAAAUUUUUUUUCCAUUUUUGAAAAUU
Cotesia glomerata is the source of this 1898-nucleotide messenger RNA. RefSeq lists its product as uncharacterized. NCBI's taxonomy places the organism in Eukaryota, Metazoa, Arthropoda, Insecta, Hymenoptera, Braconidae. Bases 646 to 1470 code for a protein of 274 amino acids. The record is from RefSeq and is a predicted model, not a curated record. The transcript has 2 exons.